Molecule: messenger RNA, 983 nt
Organism: Amborella trichopoda
Lineage: Eukaryota; Viridiplantae; Streptophyta; Magnoliopsida; Amborellales; Amborellaceae
Product: E3 ubiquitin ligase PARAQUAT TOLERANCE 3-like
Source: RefSeq, a predicted model, not a curated record
CGCUCAAACCCUCAAAAAACAGCCUUCCAAAAAACGAGGGAAUUUUGAAUUUUGGCCCACCGACUCUAUCCCCUCUUUGGCAUGCCUCUGCUCUCUCUCCCCCCUUGCCUACUCCAUUCUCUCUCCCUCUAACUCUUAUGCCUUGCCCUGCAUCAUACUCUCUCUCUCCUAAGAAACGCAGGAAGAAAUGCUGGCAACAAUCCCAUACUCUCUCUCUUGUGUCACUAUUCUCUCACGCCUUGCCCUCCCUCUCUCUCAAGACCUCUAUUGGGGAUGUACCGGUAAUGAUGGAAGGCACCUGUUUUUUUGGUUGAAGAUUGAAUGGAGGAUUGCUUCUUUGAGAGUCCAUUAUUUCAUUCAAGUUCAAAGCUUCUCUCAAAAUCUGAAUUUUGAAGAUGGAGGUCUCCUGCAGUUGUUGGUUUUCUUAAUUUUCACAAGAUAAGGAGGUGUGAGUAGAAGAUCUGAUGCUAAAAUGAGAGAUGGUCAUGAUAGGUACAAGGGGCUGUUUCUUAUCAGGUACAUGGGACUAUAUCAUUUCCAAGUCAAUGUGCAUAUGUGGUGCUGCGAAUGUCAUGGCAGAUGAUCUACUCCCUAAUAAGACUCUUACGGAUACCAUCAAUCGCUUUCUGGAGUCGAACACGAGCAGUGCAGAAAAUGGUGGAAGCUGGGUACCAGUUCAAGGUUGUGGAUUGGCCAAACAAAAGAUGGAGUGCAUCAGCGAUAUAUAUAAAGGAUCAUUGCAACAAGCUAACAGGCAAAUUGGCUUGCAUUAAGGAAAAUUGGUGCCUACUUAGCAAGUGUGUCGACGCUCAUUUUUGUCAAAAAUCAGGAAUUUGCAUUUCAUGGGUUGUUUCCCUUUUUCUAUAAAUGAGAUUUCAAUCUUAAUAAAUGCUUUUCAUUACAUUCGAAGUCACACAUUUAUGCCUUAGAUCAGUGAUUUUGGAGUUCAAAAAGUAAUGCAGAUUUGAUGAUUUAUGAAGAGU